Archocentrus centrarchus (flier cichlid) is the source of this 903-nucleotide messenger RNA. RefSeq lists its product as uncharacterized. The transcript has 3 exons. NCBI's taxonomy places the organism in Eukaryota, Metazoa, Chordata, Actinopteri, Cichliformes, Cichlidae. The record is from RefSeq and is a predicted model, not a curated record. Bases 11 to 700 code for a protein of 229 amino acids.
GUCAAGCAAAAUGGCUUCUUGGCUCUUUGGAAGCUGUUUACUCCCCAUUGCACUGUUAGGCUGGAAUGUGCAUUGCUUUCCUGUUGAAGACUGGAGGCAACAUGAUCCCAAUAAGGUUGGGUUCUUGAACACACAGGCACAUCCUCACCCCCAUUAUGGCUCAUUCCCAGGUGCUCCUCCUGUACUUACUGAUCCAAAUGAUCCUGCUGUCUCAUUCAUGUAUGAUCCAGUAAGGCUGAGAGCUUCUAGACAUAAAACCUAUCCAGCAAGAUUCAGGUCAACUCCAGGUGUGCUCAGUGCACAUUCUAGUUUUGGUCCCGUGACAGGCUCUACAGCUACCUUGGUGUCUGGAACAUCUCAGCUCAGGCCUAUUUUUGGCUUUCCUCCAGCUCAGCUUGAAGCAGACCAACUUGGUCAUGAUGAGAAAAAUUUUGAGCAUGGGAACUCAGAAAGGGGAACCCAUGGGGUAGGCUUUAGACUACCUCUAUAUGCAGAACCUUUCUUCCAACCUGGUGAAUUGAGGAAGUAUGCAGCCUUCUAUGAACAUGGGAGUUCAGAGAGGGAAACAGAAGAUGAGUUUCCACCAGUGCCAUAUGCCUAUCCCUUUGCCUUACCUGGGACAGUUUCACAGUACAACAGACCCGCUCUACCAUUUGACUGGUUAUUGUACAAUGUUGCACAUCCGCACAGACGACAUUAGCAUGAAGUCCAAUCACUCCCAGUGGACUCCUCCCAGUGAUCACAAGACUUUACCAAAGCUUAACACUACUCUAGAUUUUUCAAAGAACUUGAAGUGGUCUAGGAUUAAUAUAGCUUUAAUUCCCACAACUAAUUGUAUAUUUCAUGUUUGGUGUGAAAUAAAAUAAUGCAUGAACACUUAACUGUUAGAGAUCACAAGAAAGC